AUGGGUGCCCUCAAGUAUGUCGAGGAACUUCAGAAGAAGAAGCAGUCCGAUGUGAUGCGCUUCCUCCUCCGAGUGCGCUGCUGGGAGCUUCGUCAAUUGAACGUCAUCCACCGCGCCUCCCGCCCCUCGCGCCCCGAUAAGGCUCGCCGUCUCGGAUACAAGGCCAAGCAGGGUUACGUUGUCUACCGCGUCCGCGUCCGUCGCGGUGGCCGCAAGCGCCCCGUCCCUAAGGGUGCCACCUAUGGCAAGCCCACCAACCAGGGUGUGAACCAGCUCAAGUACCAGCGCUCGCUCAAGGCCACCGCCGAAGAGCGUGACUCCACCUACAAGUACUACGAGGUAAUCCUCGUCGACCCCCAGCACAAGGCGAUCCGCAUCGACCCCCGCAUCAACUGGAUCGUCAACCCCGUCCACAAGCACCGCGAGGCCCGCGGCCUCACCGCCACAGGCAAGAAGUCACGCGGCCUCAACAAGGGCCACCGCUACAACAAGACGCGCGCCGGCCGCAGAAAGACCUGGAAGCGCCACAACACCCUGUCUCUGUGGCGCUACCGAUAA
Molecule: messenger RNA, 558 nt
Organism: Hirsutella rhossiliensis
Lineage: Eukaryota; Fungi; Ascomycota; Sordariomycetes; Hypocreales; Ophiocordycipitaceae
Product: ribosomal l15 domain-containing protein
Exons: 4
Coding region: 1-558 (185 amino acids)
Biological process (GO): cytoplasmic translation
Cellular component (GO): cytosolic large ribosomal subunit; ribosome
Molecular function (GO): structural constituent of ribosome; RNA binding
Source: RefSeq, a predicted model, not a curated record